AGAAUCAAUGAAUAUAAACUUAGCUUGAAAAUCAUUGUCAGGUGGGUGAGUGGGAUUCAAUUUAUGGGAUAAAGAUCUGUAUCCAAGGCUUGAGGCCAUACGGUUAUGUUAUAAAGUGCAAUGAUAGAUGGUCCCAUAUGUUUGGCCCUUCAAUCUUUUUAAUAUGUUCCCUCAUCAAUAAUCUAUACGCCCACCAAUAUCUUUGUUCUUCAUAUUAAUUACAUUUUCUGUUUGAUGUUAGAGAUUUGCACUUCCCGCCCAUAUAUAGCAUUAUUUCUUGAUUUGUUUAGAAUUAUAGCAACAUAUCUCGACUUUACAAGUUACUUGCGUAAAGUGACUUCGCUCUGGGAUGUGUACACCAUCUUAGUAGAUGAACUAGUUUGUUUAUGUUCGAAGUUCCAUACUUUCUGCAUAUAGCAGUAUGUGAAGUGAAGUUGAGUUUUCAUUUUUACAAGAUACUUUUGCAAAGUAUGUGUGCACUUGGAUGUGGAUACCAUCAUAGUAUCAUGAACCAACUUUUGCAAAAGCAUUGAAAAGUCCUUUACACUUCACUUCAACUUGGGGCACACAUAGACUAACUCCUCUUGCACUUGAUUUUUAAGGAUUAAACUCAGCUAACCUUUUUACGUUUUAAACCAUCUCACCUUUUUUUGAGUAAACUCUCUUCUAAAAGAAAAAAAACUUCUAAACCCCAACAGAAAACAAUGACAUCAAAAACACUAUUUUUUUUUAGCAACAGCAUACUGCAUCGUUGAUUGGGAACAUGUUAUCUGAGGGAGAUAAGGUAUCAUCGUCAGUUUCUUCAUCUUCUAUUUCAUAUCAUACUUUGAGAAACAACCCAAUUUGCAAUUGUGGGUCACCUGCUUCACUUAGAUGGUCGAACACGCCAAGAAAUCCGGGCCGAUCCUUCUUUGGGUGUUCAAAGUACAAUAUGAAGGGAUUACCACAUUGCAACUUUUUCAUAUGGGCAGAUAGUGGUAAGGAAAUAGAGAAUGACCUUAUGAAAUUAGAAAUUGAGAUUUUAAUGAAGAAGGAAGAGCUCCAGAAAACACAUGAAGAGUUGCAGAAAACACAUGAAGAGGUUCGGAAAUUAUUGCAACUGUUUCGAAGAAGAGAGGAAGAGGUGAGAACAAGAGAGGAAGAGGUUAAAAAAAUGAUGGAAGAGGUUCGACGUUGGAUGGAAGAGGUUCGCCUAAGAGAUGGCGAAAUUGUCAAGAGGGAGGUGGAAGUCCGGCGUCAACGCACACAUAUUCGUAUAUAUUGGGCAGUUUCUAUUUUACUUUAUUUGUACUUGAUACGAUCGCAUUGAGUAGCCUAACUUAUCUGGAAACUGAAUAAACCAAAUCUGGACUUCCUUGUUCAGAUUUGGUUUAGAGUAGUUCGGGACGUUGUGACAUCUGUGCAUGAACUGUGUUUUGUAUAAAUCUGUGGAAGAGGUUCAGUAUUUUGGAACUUUUGGUACAACACUUUUGAAUAAGUGUUGUAAUUUGUAUGUGGAAAUUGAAGUUUAGGGUUCUGGACAGGUCAGGGAGGUGGUAGGCAAAAAUCUGGACAUUUUUUGUAUAAGUCUGAACAGUUUGUGCUUGAACUGUAUGUUGUAUAAGUGUAGAUAUAUGUUGACUAUUUUGAGUAGUUUUGGGACAACACUUUUGUAAUAGUGUUGCAAUUUGUAUAUUUUGU
Carya illinoinensis is the source of this 1680-nucleotide messenger RNA. Its product is annotated as golgin subfamily A member 6-like protein 7. The record is from RefSeq and is a predicted model, not a curated record. Gene Ontology annotation, molecular function: zinc ion binding. Lineage: Eukaryota; Viridiplantae; Streptophyta; Magnoliopsida; Fagales; Juglandaceae. The coding region runs from base 764 to 1309 and encodes 181 amino acids. The transcript is spliced from 2 exons.